AAUAUCCCCUACAAUGUCAGUUCCGUCGCUAAACUACUUCCAAAAUUGAAUUUAAAUAUUUAAUUUCAAAUCCGCUUAAAAGUUCACGUUAGUUAUCUUCAUCCCAUUCUCGCCUUGUAUAAAUACCGCUCUAUUUUCUGUAAAACAACGCCUCCUUUUCUCUCAUCUGCCAGCUCAGCUACCGACGAAAAACAAAAACCGUUACUGCAAAAAAAAGCCAGCUAAACUCGUCCGAUUCGACUCGUUUCCCCGCCCUUUUAUGUUUUUUCAUUUUUUAUUUUUUGCCUCGAAUCGGGCUCGAGUUGUAGUUUAAGCUGAGUUCGGGUUUGGAUCUGGUAAGGCUUAAAGGUAAAGCAGAAGGUGUAUCACAAUGAAGGCACUUAUUCUUGUUGGAGGAUUUGGAACACGAUUGAGGCCAUUGACCCUUAGUGUUCCUAAGCCGCUUGUUGAAUUUGCUAACAAACCCAUGAUCCUGCAUCAGAUUGAGGCUCUCAAGGCUGUUGGUGUUACUGAAGUUGUUUUGGCUAUUAACUACCAACCUGAGGUAAUGUUGAACUUCUUAAAGGAAUUUGAAGCUAAACUUGGGAUCACAAUCACAUGUUCUCAAGAGACUGAGCCUCUUGGCACUGCUGGUCCUCUUGCUUUGGCUAGGGACAAGCUCAUUGAUGGUUCUGGUGAGCCAUUUUUUGUCCUUAACAGUGAUGUUAUUAGUGAGUACCCAUUCAAAGAAAUGAUUGAAUUCCACAAAUGCCAUGGAGGAGAAGCUUCCAUAAUGGUAACCAAGGUGGACGAGCCAUCAAAAUACGGUGUGGUGGUUAUGGAAGAAUCAACUGGGCAAGUAGACAAAUUUGUGGAAAAACCGAAAUUAUUUGUUGGAAACAAAAUUAAUGCUGGAAUUUAUCUGCUGAACCCAUCUGUUCUUGAUAGAAUUGAACUGAGACCCACCUCCAUCGAAAAGGAGGUCUUCCCAAAGAUUGCGGCUGAGAAGAAGCUGUAUGCAAUGGUCCUACCAGGGUUUUGGAUGGACAUUGGUCAGCCAAGGGAUUACAUUACUGGACUGAGACUUUAUCUAGACUCCCUGCGAAAGAAAGCUUCAACUAAGUUGGCCGCUGGUCCCCACAUUGUGGGAAAUGUUUUGGUUCAUGAGAGUGCUAAAAUUGGAGAAGGAUGUUUGAUUGGACCAGAUGUGGCAAUUGGUCCAGGAUGCGUAGUCGAGUCUGGAGUCAGACUCUCUCGCUGCACAAUGAUGCGCGGAGUCCGCGUCAAGAAGCACGCUUGCAUAUCCAGCAGCAUCAUCGGAUGGCACUCCACGGUUGGCCAAUGGGCGCGAGUAGAAAACAUGACUAUCCUCGGAGAAGAUGUCCAUGUAUGCGAUGAAAUUUACAGCAAUGGCGGCGUGGUUUUGCCUCACAAAGAGAUCAAAUCUAGCAUUUUGAAGCCAGAGAUAGUCAUGUGACAGUGAGUUCAAUUUUCCAGAUAAGUAGAAUAUAUUCUUCAGGAAUGCCUUUGUUCAUUUAUUGUCUUUUCCCCCUCCAACACAGGUGUAAAACUCAGUUUCUCUAAGCCUGAGUGAUGCGUGUUCGACGGUUCAAGGCUCAUUUUUCGGUUGUCAACUGCGUGAUUUGAUCAUUGGGGUGUAAUGUGUAACUUUAGUGUUUGUAUAUACAAAUAAAUUAUCAGUUGGUUUAUCUGGGAUUCUGUAUUUUAAUCAUCGAUGAAUUUUAUAAUUGUAUAUUUUAUUUGAGCAUUUUAAA
Messenger RNA from Durio zibethinus, 1754 nucleotides. RefSeq names its product putative mannose-1-phosphate guanylyltransferase 3. Gene Ontology annotation, biological process: GDP-mannose biosynthetic process. Lineage: Eukaryota; Viridiplantae; Streptophyta; Magnoliopsida; Malvales; Malvaceae. The record is from RefSeq and is a predicted model, not a curated record. Gene Ontology annotation, molecular function: GTP binding; mannose-1-phosphate guanylyltransferase (GTP) activity.